AUGAUCGACCUAGAUCCUAAUCUCUAUACGGUCGCAUGGAUCGCUCCCUUGGAGAUCGAGGCGCAGGCCGCGCUGCACAUGUUGGACAAUAGACACCCGGGCAGAUUUCGAAUGGAACGUGGGGAUGACUACGUCUUUCAAGCUGGAGAUGCAUGCGGGCACAACAUCAUCAUAGCAACUCUACCGGCCGGCGAACUGUACGGCACAGGUUCUGCAGCGGCUCUCGCACAUCAAGUCAAAAAGUUUUUCCCAAACCUUUGGUUCGGCUUGCUGGUUGGCGUCGCAGCUGGUCUUCCGAAUCUCUUGCGCUGUCCACCGCUGGACAUUCGUCUGGGCGAUGUCCUCGUAGGCCUUCCUAUUGGGGAUAACGCUGGCUUGAUACCUUAUGACCUGGGAAAAGAGACUGGCGACAAUGGAUUUCAGCUACUGCGCGCCGGCCAUGGAUUGGCUAGGACCGAAACUGUCGUCAGAUCGGCUAUCGGAAGCAUCAAACUCAUGGCACCAAACGAUGCAGACGAGCGUCUCGUACAACGAGAGCAAAGGCCGGUCUCGAAGCGCACUAGGAUAUGGUACGGAUCAAUAGGCUCAGGUGAAAAACUCAUGAGGAACGCUCAAAAACGCAACGAACUGAGAGACAAAUACGACCUUAUCGGUCUUGAGAUGGAGGCGGCUGGAACGAUGGAUCGAAUCCCUGUCGGAGUGGUUCGAGGAGUCUGUGACUACGGGGAUGAACACAAGAACAAAGAGUGGCAGCCAUACGCUGCUGCAAUGGCUGCUGCCUACGCAAGGACAAUUUUGGGAAGGAUAGGGCCAAUUGUUAGGCUCAGCUUGAGCCUCUCACGCAAGCGAAAUUUUGAUGAGGGCAAUUGCGUACCUCUCUCGGAAGUCGAACGACAUAAGCGUCCAUACUAUGGGCCAGUGACAAAAGCCGUGGAAUUGGAUGCGACUCUCAAACAAUCAUUGAUAGACCAGCUCUAUUUUGACCAGAUAGACGAGCGUCUAAUAAACCUAACGGCCGCACAAGGCAAAACUUGCCGCUGGUUCCUCGACAAGGACGAAUAUAUAUUGUGGAACGACUCAUCUCGACAGCCGGAGCACGGCGGAUUUCUCUGGGUGAAAGGAAACCCUGGCACUGGAAAAUCGACUCUCAUGAAAUUUCUCUUUGAGCAAGCGAAGGAAAACGUGAGAGAUAAUCCGUCGCAAAUCGUUUUGUCUUUCUUCUUCCUGGCCCGGGGUACGGUCGAGGAGAAGUCAACAAUAGGUCUUUACAGAUCCCUUCUUCACCAGCUCUUUGAGAAAGCUCCGGGAACACAAACCAGCCUAGAAUGGAUGACAGACAAUGGCGCAAAGGUCGUUCAGCGAAAUGGCUGGAGCGAGCAAGCACUGAAGCAGACGCUUGGGCAUGCCGUCCAGGCACUGGGCAGUCGGUCGCUGAUGAUCUUUGUGGAUGCACUGGACGAGUGCAAUCAAGACCAGGUUGCGGACAUGGUUUGUUUCUUCGAAGAGCUGUGUGACAGCUCGCAAGACUGGAAGGUUCUGUUACAGGUGUGCUUUUCGAGUCGGCAUUACCCAACAGUGGUCAUUGAGAAAGGCAUCGAGGUCACUCUAGAGGACGAAAUCGGGCACACGCAAGAUAUUCAGCAAUAUAUCAAGUCAAGUCUUAGGCUGGGCAAAUCGGCGCAAGCCGAUAAACUCCGGUCCGAGAUUCUCGAAAAGUCCUCUGGAAUCUUCCUCUGGGUCGUUUUAGUCCUUGAGAUUCUCAACCGCGAAUACCGGAAGAGACCUGACUCUAUCCGGAAGAUGGGCGAUCGCCUCAAAGAAAUUCCGCCAAGAUUGCACGACUUGUUCGAAAUGAUUUUGACGAGAGAUAGUGAAAACCUCGAUCAGCUACAUAUCUGCCUCAAAUGGAUCCUCUUCGCAGUCCGUCCACUCAAACCACAGGAGCUCUAUUUCGCGGUUCAAUUUGGGCAAGACAAAGGAUCCGCCGGCUUCUGGGACAAAGAAGAUAUCGAGGUUGACAAGAUGAAGUCAUUCGUGAGUAAUUCUUCCAAAGGCUUGGCUGGAGUCACUCGUAACAGAGCUGCGGAAGUCCAGUUCAUCCACGAAUCUGUUAGAGACUUCUUGCGGGCCAAAUACGAAAGCCAGCCGUCUGAAGCUCCAGGUGGUUUUGUGGGCCAGAGUCACAUGCUUCUGAGAGAUUGCUGCUUGGCUCAGCUGGAGAGCUUGGAUCCUGAAACUGUCGGCAUAGAAGACCCUUUGCCUCAGGCUUCUGCAAUGACAGACGCACGAAAGAGAAUCAAUUCGGAAUAUCCAUUUCUGGAUUAUGCAAUUCUCAACGUCCUCCAUCAUGCCGACCGCGCUCAACAAAAUGAUAUAGACCAGAGAGACUUCCUCGCCAAAGUCUCUCGUCAGAAGUGGACUUUUCUCAACAAUUUUCUAGAGAAGCACCAGAUUCGGCGAUAUACCAAAUCAGUCAGCCUCCUUUAUAUUCUUGCAGAGAAGAAUCUCCCUCAUCUUAUCUGCGUCCAUCCUCGGGCAGCUUCAUGUUUCGAUAUCGAAUCUGAGGAUGAGCGUUACGGCACACCGAUCUUUGCGGCACUUGCUACGGGCAGCCGUGAGGCUGUUUGGGCGCUUUUAAGAAAGGAAGCGGAGAUGAUGCCCUCAGACUCCCCACUGCACAAUCUCUGUGAAGGAUAUUGCCAGGACAGAAAUAAACCGACCAGACUUGGACGCAACUUUGUCUUCUCACGACGAAAAGGCGUGAUCUCCUAUCUCGCCGAGGAAGAGGAAGAAACACUGCUUGCUUCUUAUCUCCUUACCAGUGCAUUGCUGCUUGACAAGGAUAGUAUGAACCUGAAUCAUCAGGAUCGCAACUCCCAGACGCCGUUGUCCCUGUCAGCCAGAAGGGGACAUACCGCCGUUGUCAAGCUACUGUGUGAAAAAAGCGGGAUAUGGUUGAAUCACCAAGAUGUGAGUGGCCAGACGCCAUUAUCUCUGGCUUCUCAAGAGGGACAUGUCGAAGUUGUCAAAUUGCUGCUCGAAAGGCAUGGGAUCGACAUACACCUUCCAGACCACCAAGGCCAGACGCCAUUGUCACUGGCUCAAGCAGGGGGCCACGCCAAUAUCGUGGAACUUCUAUCUACAAUCUGA
Molecule: messenger RNA, 3150 nt
Organism: Trichoderma citrinoviride
Lineage: Eukaryota; Fungi; Ascomycota; Sordariomycetes; Hypocreales; Hypocreaceae
Exons: 5
Coding region: 1-3150 (1049 amino acids)
Biological process (GO): nucleoside metabolic process
Molecular function (GO): ATP hydrolysis activity; protein binding
Source: RefSeq, a predicted model, not a curated record